AUGCGGACCCGGUUAAUACAACAUAAGUGUAUUACUAAUUAUGGGAUCAUUUUCAAGCUUUCAUUUGCACUUGUUUGUUUCAUAACACUACUAGCCAUUCUUCACAUCACCAAUGCUCAAAACUCCCAACAAGAUUACUUGAACGCUCACAAUACACCACGUGCCCAAGUGGGCGUUGGAAACAUGGUAUGGAAUACCACGGUGGCUGCAUACGCUCAAAACUACGCCAACGCAAGGAGUGUAGACUGCAGCCUUGUCAAUUCUGGUGGACCUUAUGGUGAGAACCUUGCUUCAAGUAGUAGUGCUACCUUAACAGGUACUGCGGCCGUGAACUUAUGGGUAGCCGAGAAACCUUAUUAUGAUCAUUCAACAAAUACAUGUGCCACUGGAAGAGUGUGCACACACUAUACUCAAGUGGUGUGGAGUAAUUCCAACCAGCUUGGGUGUGCUCGGGUUCAGUGCACGAAUAAUGGUUGGUGGUUUGUUGUUUGUAGCUACUAUCCCCCUGGAAACAUCAACGGGCAGUCUCCUUAUUAG
Messenger RNA from Erigeron canadensis, 537 nucleotides. Its product is annotated as pathogenesis-related protein 1A-like. Gene Ontology annotation, cellular component: extracellular region. Lineage: Eukaryota; Viridiplantae; Streptophyta; Magnoliopsida; Asterales; Asteraceae. The transcript has 2 exons. The coding region runs from base 1 to 537 and encodes 178 amino acids. The record is from RefSeq and is a predicted model, not a curated record.